This is a messenger RNA of Macrobrachium nipponense, 4917 nucleotides long. RefSeq lists its product as uncharacterized. Gene Ontology annotation, biological process: regulation of transcription by RNA polymerase II. Gene Ontology annotation, cellular component: chromosome; nucleus. The record is from RefSeq and is a predicted model, not a curated record. NCBI's taxonomy places the organism in Eukaryota, Metazoa, Arthropoda, Malacostraca, Decapoda, Palaemonidae. Bases 519 to 4001 code for a protein of 1160 amino acids. The transcript is spliced from 14 exons. Gene Ontology annotation, molecular function: DNA-binding transcription factor activity, RNA polymerase II-specific; chromatin insulator sequence binding; RNA polymerase II cis-regulatory region sequence-specific DNA binding.
GGGAGUAUGGACGUGGUGUGGGCGCCCGUUUCCAAACGCCAUCUAUCGGACGGGUGGCCGAAGUAGCAAUGUAUACCUAGUAGUAGGCCUAGGCGACGAAUGCACGAAUUCGUCAACCAUACAGUUGUUAACGAAUUUUUGACAGCUGAUUGUUCAGAGGAAGCAGCAGUGGCUGUUUGACGUCUGGUUGUGGAGUUUAUGCACUGAUUUGUCCACGUUUUUCGAGGGAGGUUUCGAAGACUCGGAUGACAUUUUGAGCGGAAGCAAAGGUUUUGACCAACAUGACAUUUUAAAUCAAAAUUUCCAAGUUGUUUUAAGGAAUCGACUACAGUCAUUUGAAUUAGAAGACAAUUUUAGAAGCCUCCAGAUGAAAUACAUUAUUCUGUAUUAUGUCAGCAGGGACACUAAUCCUUAUUGAUGCCUUCAGUUUCUGAGAGAAGUUGUUUCAAGGGCAGCUCUAUUCAUUGUCUCGGAAUGAAGUGGCCAGUAGCCCUGUUCUUAUAAGGGAAUCUCACAGAAUGGCUUCAGAUUUACACAACAAACCUAAGUUCUACAGCUAUUUUAAAGACAGUCACGAUUGCAAGGUUCGUCUUAGGUUACAUGGGAAUCCAUCGUCUAAUAAACAGCAAAAUGUGCCACCCAAAACUUAUUUAGGGAAAAUUAACAAGAUUCCACCUGUGCCUUCAAAAUCACCUGUCGAAGCAAAGAGUGGAGCGACACCUCCAUUAAAAGAAAAUGGUGAAAAGGCCCAACUUCUUGUGGGUCCACAAUCAUCUGUUGGUGUAAUACCUGGAUUGCCGCCACCAGCAUUGAAAGAAAAUGGUGUAAAGGCUCAAUUUGUUAUGGGUCCACAAUCAUCUGUUGGUGUAAUAUCUGGAUUGUCGCCACCAACAUUAAAAGGAAGUGGUGAAUUAGUUCCAGUGAUGAUACCAAAACCAAAAAAACCACCUGUUGCUGUUAAAUCUGGAUCGUUACCACCAUUUAAAAGAAAUGACGACAUUAUUCCAUUUAAGACCAUCACAAAAGUACACGUAGCAACCUCUACAGUUGACCCUGCAAUGCCGCAAACUGUUAAAGGAACUAAUGGAGUGGUUCCUUUUGUGACCAAGAAAGUACCUGUGGUAUCCUAUAAAUCACCUAUUCAUGUUAAACCUGGGAUGCCACCCCCGGUGCAAGGGAGUGGUGAAAUGAUCCCUUUUCUUGUGGCCUCAAACCCAGCUGUUGAAGUCAAACCUGGAACAUCUGUACCACUGAAAGGUGGUGGUGAAAUGAUUCCACUGGUUGCAGUAUCAAAGUCAUCAGAAGUCAAGUCUCAGGUGGCUCCACCACCAAAUCAAGGUAACAUGGUUCCAUAUAUGAUGACCUCAUCUGUUGAUGGCAAAUCUGGAAUACCAUCACCAAUGACCGACGUGUGGAUACGCAAAGGUUCAAUUGGAACCAUUUCAAAAGUGUCUCCUAUGGGCGCUUCGAAAUCCAUAUUUCUCCCUGUGCAUGUGCUAAAUUCUCACGCCCAGAAGCCACUUCCACAAAUGCAGUUGGUACCCUCGCAAGUUCAGAAUCCACAUCCACAGGUUCAGUUACUAAAUUCCCAAGUUGAAAAACGUUCUCCACAGUUACAGAGUUCUCAGAGUCAGGUACAGUUAUUGGCCUCUAAGGCUAAAGUAAAGAAACCAAAUCCACAGGCACAGUUACUGACUUCCCAGGCCCAAACGUCUGUUCCACAGAUGGUCACCACUUCACAGAAAUACAUUGUGGCACCUUCCUCAACACAGUUCUUAGGUCCAACACAGGUAUUAACCACAUCUCAUUCUCAGUUGAUAGCUGCCCCAACUGUUGUUUCAUCAGUAAAUGGCAAUGUGGCGACUGUUCUCAGAACAGUAGCAUCGCCACGAAUUGUAACGACCUCUGCACAGCAGAUAGGCAGUGGUCUAAAUUCUUUACCCAAAGUAAUUACUGGUCGAUUAAAGCCAGUACAGAUUAUUAUGCACGAUGUAAUCGACAGAGCCCCUACAAAUAUACCCCUAGUAGAUCUGAAGGACGAGGAACUCUAUGGCAGCGAGGACAAAUUCCCCAAGAUUUUUCAGUGUGCAGAGUGCAAUCUUCAUUUCUCCAAUAAAAAGGAGUUGGAACGACAUGAGGACAACCAUUUGGGCGAAGUCAAUUACAUUUGUGACCAGUGUGGUAAGGAGUUCAGUACAAAAAGAUCGCUUGAAGAUCAUUUGAAGGUUCACGCGUCUGAAAAGAAGUUUGAGUGUGACGUAUGUCAUAAGAGAUUUGAUUAUAGAGACAAUCUCAUAUUUCACAUGAGAAUACAUGGUGAUGUGAAAAACAUUUCCAUUAAAUGUCCCAUUUGCCAGAAAAAGUUUGGGAAUAAAUCAAUGAGGGACAAUCAUUUGAAGAGGCAUACAGUUGAGGAGCGGAACAAACACAAGAUAGUCAAUAGUGAAACCACUCAGGCUUCAUCUCCAGAAAAGAAAGAGACCAGCUUUGAUUGUGAUGUCUGUGACAAAACUUUUUCAGAUAAAGUCGCUCUUGAAAAUCAUAAAGUUGUUCAUAUAAAAUUUGAUAGAGGACCAAAGCUGGAAGUAAAAAAGAAGGCUGCAACUGUGGAAGAAACUACUACAAGUACUACUACGUUUCAGUGCAGGAGUUGCUUGACAGUUUUCAACAGUGAUCAAUCCCUCAGAAACCAUGCAUCCACAUGUGGGAAGGCUUUGACAGACACAAUUGUAUGCGCCUUUUGUAAGAAACAUUAUGGUAUUUUUAAGCAGUCGAAAGAUGAUGGGUCACAGGGAAUGAAAUUCAUAUGUGAACCCUGCUGUACUUUUUUGGCGCAAAAAAGUCAGGUGUCUGGGUUCACUCCUCGUUUAGAAAAUCGUUUCAUUUGUAACAAAUGUGACAGAUGUUUUUCAAAUGAACUCCAGUUAAGAGAACACCUUAGGUCACACUUGCCUGGAAAGCCUGUCAGAUGUGACCUUUGCAGCAGGAAUUUUGAAUCUCUUAGUGCUUUGCAGAUCCACAGAGCUGCUCGGCACACAAAGAGGGCCCCCCUCGUGUCGCAAACCUCGCUUAAGAUUGGCUUUGUGACAAAUGUGCACAAUAGUAAAACGGUUGAAACGGCAUCUAAGUCUCCCCCUGCGGUUGCCAGUUCUGUUCGAAGGUUUAGGGGGAGGAGGAGGAAGAAGCGGAAGAGGAUAGAGAGAUCUAAGGCCAGAAACAGACAAGAGAGACUGAGGUAUGAAAUGAGAAACAAAGAGAAAGUGUUGGAGAGACCAACAGAGUCACAGGUCCCACGCAAAAGAGCGAGGUAUGAUUUUGGAAAAGUGGCUGACAAGGGCUCAAGUACAGAAGAUGCAGAUGAAAGCAUAUCUGAAGCUGAUGAAGGAAAGACCAAUAGCUACGAGGAUGAAGACGGGGAAUAUGACUCUGAUCUUGCCUUAGGAGUACCCUAUGAGGAAGAUGAUGAUGAUGAUGAUGAUGACUUCAUAGAACCACAUUUAAAUGUUCCUCCCAGUGAUGAUGAUGAUGAUAAUGGUGAUGAUGAGGAUGUGGGUGAUGAUAAUGAUGAAGACCUCUUCAACAAAGAAGCUAUGAAGGACUUGGAGGUCACCAUCAAACAAGAGCCCAUUGAUCAUGACGAGAAUAAGACAAAAGUAAUGGAGAACUGCACAGUGUUUAAUGCUGUUCCAUCCAAAGGAAAAGUAAGUGCAACUGCUUUGUUCAUUCCAGAUAGAGUCAUCAAAGAGGAAAAGCCGGAUGAUUAUGAGGAGUUGGAUGUUCAGAUCAAGCAGGAGAAGGAGACAAUGGAGGAGAUGGUCAUCAAGGAAGAAAAUGUGACGAUAAAGGAAGAAAAUCUCUUUAGCCAAGAAGAAAAUGAUCUGGAUAGUUUACAGUUCCCAAUAAAGGAAGAGAAAUUGGAUGAAAGUGAAUUGCCGAUGGAAGAGGAAUUCGAAUUUACACCAUUUGGUGGUUGUGUGAAAGAGGAGCCACUUGGUCUGUGAGUCUUAGUGAACUGACAUUCCUCAUGAGUACAAAGUUCUUUACUGUAAAAAGCCUAUACAGGAAUUCAUUUGACUUACUUUUUGUAAGAUUUCAUGCUUUUUAGCUGGUGUGUUCCGUGGUGAUGUGAACAUUGUUUAUACGAGGGCUAAUUUUUUCCUAUGAGAUAUUAUUUUUCUUCUGUUACUAUCUUGAUGGAAGAGUAUGAGAGUGAGGUACCGAAGAUUAUUUGAUUUUUAAUAGGUCACACAGCUGACUUAAUGUAGACAAUUUUAUUUAAAUAUUGCUCAGAAAAAGAUUGUAAUUCUCAUGUUUAAUAGUACCUUUGAUAUUUUACCUGCUGUAUCUUUUACAUUAUUACAUUUUAAAUUUCUCCUGAAGGGAGUUUUAGUUUAUUGCACAAAAUGUGCAGAUACUUGGCUUGUGAUUACCCUCAUUAGUCAGAUGGGUAAUGUUUUAUAAAUUUUGUAACAAAUUUGUUGCUUGCAACGAGAGCUCGUCUUGCAGUCUUGGAUGUGCAGGCACUUCAGGAAAGGACAUUUAGCUGUCAUUAUUUUCGGUUCUUUUAAAGAUAGUGUCUCUAUUUUAAUGUUUGUAGAUUUUUUAUCGAAUACUCCUUUUCUAUUUUUUUUAUGGUUUGGUUACUUACUGAUUCUUUGCAAACAAGGACACUUGAGGCUGUAUAAAUGACAUUUAUUUCACUGCUCUACCCAAUUUUGUAAUUUCAUUCUGAUUUCAUGUGAAUUUUGAAAAUCGGUUUUUGUUUUCAUUGACGAUGAUACUGAUAUGAGGGCUGUGCUAUUGUUUUUUAUUCUGUUAUUUAUUUCUCGAAAGAUGAUUUUAGCAGGAAUUGCCUGCAUUGUAAGUCAGAUGUGCACUUACUGUAUUUAAUGCAAAUAUUGUAAAUUAUCAACAACA